AUGACAGAUACAAAGACACCCGGGGGACCUCCCCCAGCUCAUGACCAGGACAACGCCGAGCAUGGGGAAGCACGUCGUUUGAGCGGCCCAGUCCGCCGCCCUGGCCAGCAGCUCGACAUUCCCAUUAUCAAGCAUCUUAACUCGAAGCGGGUCGUGCUCGCAUCGGCAUCCCCUCGGCGGAGAGUGCUCCUGCAACAGAUGGGAUUGAACAAGCUCGAGAUCAUACCAUCCACGAAGCCGGAAGACGUCGACAAGGGAGCAUACGGUCCCUGGGAGUACGUUGCCGAAACCGCUCGCCGAAAGUGCCUCGACGUCUACACGACUUGUCUCGAGACCCAGCUCGCCUCCAUCCCCGACCCUGCCCUCGUCAUUGCUGCCGACACAAUCAUCGUCACCCGCGAUGGCAGGAUCCUGGAGAAGCCGCGAAGCGAGGCGGAUCACGUGCGCAUGCUGAAGCUUAUGCGGGACACGGAGAUGCACAGAGUCCUGACAGCCGUCACGGUCCUGGCUCCCCGGGAGGACGCGAGACACCCGGGUUACACGAUCAGGAACCGCACAGAGGAGACCAAGGUGUACUUUUGGGGGGAGAAUGACGGGCUGCCGGAUGACGUGAUCGACGCAUAUGUCAAGACUCGGGAAGGCAUCGACAAAGCCGGUGGCUAUGCUGUGCAGGGCAUCGGCGGAAUGCUGCUGGUUGAGAAAAUCGAGGGAAGUGUAGACAACGUCGUCGGAUUACCUGUAAGGCGAUGCCUGUCUAUGGCAGAAACAGUCAUUUUCCGGCAGGACGAGGACGACGAUGCCGACGCAGAGCGAUCUGAUGACGAGGACCUGUAG
Drechmeria coniospora is the source of this 834-nucleotide messenger RNA. Its product is annotated as acetylserotonin methytransferase-like protein. NCBI's taxonomy places the organism in Eukaryota, Fungi, Ascomycota, Sordariomycetes, Hypocreales, Ophiocordycipitaceae. The record is from RefSeq and is a predicted model, not a curated record. The transcript is spliced from 2 exons. Gene Ontology annotation, molecular function: nucleoside triphosphate diphosphatase activity. Bases 1 to 834 code for a protein of 277 amino acids.